Messenger RNA from Meloidogyne enterolobii, 407 nucleotides. The record is from the annotation of a GenBank genome assembly. NCBI's taxonomy places the organism in Eukaryota, Metazoa, Nematoda, Chromadorea, Rhabditida, Meloidogynidae.
AUGAUUUUAACAGCAAAAAAUGAAAAAUUUAAAGUGGAAAUUGAGUUGGAAAGAAAAAAUAAUUCAAAAAAUUCGAAAAUAAAUUUUCAUCAAUGGAUGGUUUUGAGGAUAAAUAAAAUUGAUUUUGAGGAAGAUGAGGGGAUUUGGAAGUGUCAGAUAUUUGUGAAUGAUGAGAGGAAUAAUGGGAAGUUGAAAUUGGAGGGGGAAAGUAGAAAGAGAAUUGCAGCAGACAACAUCAUGACAACACACUCCAAAUCAAGCGAAUUUCGAAGAAGGGGGAGACGAACACAACAGAACGACUUGAAUGAAGCAUCUUGGUAUUUGAAGCAAUCCGAGGAAGAAGCAUCGAACGGAGAGAGGACAUUUGGGUAGGCACUAAGAAAUAAAUUAGAAAAUUUCAGAAAUUU